This is a messenger RNA of Salmo salar (Atlantic salmon), 6713 nucleotides long. NCBI's taxonomy places the organism in Eukaryota, Metazoa, Chordata, Actinopteri, Salmoniformes, Salmonidae. The record is from RefSeq and is a predicted model, not a curated record.
GGACAGGGGGCUGUGUAAAGGGGGGAAGAAAAAACGAAAGGAGAGAGUAGGGAGGUGGUUUGCAGAACCGCUUGACUGGACACACUGUAGCUCCCACGACCCUGUGCAGAGUAAAAGAGAGAGGUAGAGGGAGAGAGGGAGAGGGAGAGAGGGAGGUGGAAGGAGAAGAAACGGGGUAGGCCUCGGCCUAGGUUUUAGGGGAAAGGUUUAUACACUCAAAGAAGAACCCCGUUCUAGGCAUGAAUAGCAUGGACACGGAAACUUUGAGAAUGCACUAUUAUCUAGGCUAUAAUGGCAUGAUGCAGUUCGAUGCUGUUUGACUACACGUUGGGCUGCAUGCAGUAACCAUAUGCCUAUCAAUAGAAUGAUGUGGAGAAGUUUUAGAACAAAGGGAGAAAAGGUAAGAUUCUGUAAAUUUAGAAAUUGUGUGUAUAAAGGAUCCGUGCAAAGUAGCCUAUAGUAGGCGAAUGCACAGUUAAGGUGAUCCUACAUUGGAGUGGGGGAUGAGAAAACUGAAAAAGGGACUUCUCUCCUUCCCUCCCCUCCCUCUUCUGAGUGUUGGCCCUCUCUGCGCCUCUUCGUUCUCCCUGCCUCCCUUUCUUCUCGCUCCCCCAUUCCUUAAGAAUAUGCAAAUCACGCCCUCUCCCUCUCUUUCUCUUCCUCGAAGUGCAUCCCUUGCUCGCCCUCAGUAGAUUUUGUGACUGUACCGACGGCAAAAAGUGCAAGUCGUCUUGACGGAGGAAGGGGGAGAAAGAGACGGGGGAGAAGGGGGUGGGGAAGAGGCAAACGUACGCAUCAAUACAGUCUUCAGCGGCACCCCGUUUUUUCCUGCAACGAUUUGGGAAGGAGAGAGAAAAUUCUGCAUUAUUUGCGGAACCGUUGCAAUAUGAUCCAGCAGCCUCUGUUUAUAGGUGCGCGUGCUGCUCCUAUGUGUGCAUGUCAACGUACAGUAUAAACCGAGAGAGACGGUUAAAGAAAGGGAGAGUGAAAGGGGACACGCAUCGCUGGAUAUCAUAGGUUGUAGAAGCUCAGAUGGUGGUGAGGUGAUUUUCAGUCCUACAGAGAAAGACAAGGACACCACUUCAUUCACCGCUAUGGCCUGUGGGGAGGGGUGGACAUCAUAAAGGAGUAACGAUGAAAACUCGAACUCACAAAGAAUCGAUGCCAAUGCGCAGUGGGCGGAGGCGUGGGGGAAGCAACGAGGAGAGGAGGGGUAGACGCCCGCAUCCCAGCCCUUCUCGUGCAGAACGAAACGACAGGCAGACGCAAAGAGCUGCUGGCGAGGAAUUGGCUGUCAGUCGCUUCAAUCACAGAUCGCAAGGCCAUGAUUCGUCAGAGAGUGAAGGGGAGGAACUUGUGCCUCCACCAAAGAGGCAGAAAGUCCAGGAUUCUUCCUCUGCCACCAACCCACCGACUUCAACUCAUUCAACUGACAGUACUCCCCCCACUAUACCGCCCCCACCCUCGGCUCCCAGACAGUCACGUGACAGUGACAACGAGGAUGGCCAAUCCCAGGGCAGCAGGAGCUCAGUUGUAGGGAGCUUGGCCAAUAGCCUGAGCAGUGGGCGGGACAUCGACCAGGACAAUCGAUCUUCCUCCCCGAGUCUCUCUGCCUCCCCUCCAGCCAGUUUAGACUCUGACUCUGAUGGUCCAGACUCACCAAAGCAAGGAGAGGGAGAACGGGAGAAAAGGAAAGAGGGAGGAGUGGGGAAGACAGGAGGAGAGGAAAGGAGAGCAGCCAGAGAGGGGAGAGGGGAUGAAUCUUGCGGAGAUGGAGAAAGGAAGGAUGGAGGAAUGGAGGACAGCCCUUCUCUGAAGCUGCCAUCCUCCAUCUCUUCCUCUGCUCCUGUUCCCUCUCUCUGCGGAGCAGGGGAUUCAGCCAAUGACAACAAUAGUGGCAGGAAGUCCUAUUUCUCACAGGACUCCAAGCUGGUGAGUAAGAUGGAGUAUGGACCGGCCAGCGCUGACACUGUGCACAGUGGCAAUCGAAUGAACUCCAAAGCUAAAGCGCAGUGCGUGACCAAGGCAACUGUCGCCGGGGGAGACUAUCCCCACGGCAACCCCAACAUUCCACACCCCCCUCCACCACCCCUUCCUCCUCCACCAGCGCUGAAACCCUUAGAACUAGGGGGGCAGAACCUACCCUCAGAAGUCAAGGUAGAGAGAGAGAAAAUGGAGAAAGGUGAGAAACUGAUGGACAACAAGACGGCUCCUCCCUCUCUGUUACCCCAAACCAGCCCCUUACCCCCCUCCCAGCCCCCGCCCCACCCCCACCACUACAGCCCCACCGGAUGGCAGGGAGGCACAGCAACCGGUUGCCAGGGGAGCUGGGGUUACACCCGUUACUCUGGUAACCACCAUGCUCACCAGCCGCAGCACCAACCCCCAGUGCAGCAGCAGCAACUGCCAUCCGUCUACAACCCCCCUUCCUCCCGUCAUUCAUCCUCCUCCCACCCCCCUUACCUCCCCCACCCCCACAAGGAGUACCUCCCCAGGUACGCUUCCGGGGGAGGGGAAAGGGAGAGGGGGGCGGCUGGCGAGAGGGAGAGGGGGGGAGUGAGGGUGGAGUAUGGGGGGAGGGAGAUAGGUAGAGAUUUCUCAGCUAGUAGUGGUGGUAACAGCAGCACUUCUGGUGGGAUGGGGGGUCCUAAUGGGGUCCAAGGGAGGGAGUUUGGGGGUCAGAACCGGGAGUACCCAGGCCUGGGACCUCAGGGCUCUGUGAGAGACCCCCCCAUGGGUCCUGGGGGAAGAGAAUUUGGACCAGGGGGGUUCAGAGAAAGAGAGAGGGAUAGAGAGAGGGAGAGGGAGGGAGAGAGGGAUGUAGGAGGAAGGGAGUUUCCUUUACUGAAUCGUAAUGAGAAUCAGAACAGAGAGUUUGGACCCACCGGUGCUGGGGGAGGAAGGGGGCACCCCAGAGACAAAGAGCGGGGGCGGUGGGGCGAGUUUGGGGGUCAAAUGAGAGAGGUGGGAGGCAAUGGUAACCCCAAUAAUAACCCCCUCCCCCUAGGAAACCCCCCAAGCUCGACCAGUGGGUUACCUGCAGCCCCCAUGCUAAACCGCGACCCCCCUUCCUCACCCCAAAACAACCCCAGCCACCCUACCCUACCCCCCCACCCACAUCCUCAAAGCGCCUCCAAACGAGACUACCCCCCAUCGAUGGACCAGGGACAGACAAGGCACAGUCCCCCCUCUGGACCAGAACACUUCCACAGAGAGUACCCUCCUGGGGCCAAGGACUAUCCCCCUGGUGGCCCACCCUCCACUGGCCCGGUCCGUGAGUACCCCAGCCCUCCCGGAAUGACUCCAAACCUGGGCCGAGACUACCCAGGUGGACCUCAGAUCCCCCACCUGCCCCACCCCCACUUUCCAGCCCAGCAGCCCAGAGACAGGGACCGAGAGAGGGACACCAACCAGCGAGAGUCGUCUCUCUACCAAAACCGUGGCGGUCCCCCCCAACCCCCGUCCCUUUCUCCCUCCUCUUCCUCCUCUACUCCUCAUGGACACCCUCCGAAUGCUCCUUACCCUCCUCCUCCACCUCCUCCCCCUCUCCCCACUCCCCAAUCCUCCCUCGCUCAGCCCCAACCCCCCUCCGGCCUGGGACCCAAUCAUGUUCGUCCGGCAAAUUAUUCUUCCUCCAAUCAGACUCCUGCAACACCCCUCUCUCCUUUAUUAAGCCCCUCGACCAAUCAGAUGGGAGGGUUUCCUUCCUACCCGCCAGGCUCCUCCUCCGGGGCUAACAUGUCACUUCCUGGUUCAGGUGUGUCACCUGGCUGUCGGCCCUCACCUUUUCACAGCACUUUGAACAGCCACGCCCCCUUCAGCGGCCCCUACCACCCCAAUGGGAACAGUGGGAACAACCUGGUCCCGACUAACAGCAAUAGUAACAGUAGCAGUGGCAGCAGCCAUACCAACUCUCUCUCUCAGUCCCUCUCACCUCAAAACGCCUCAAAAGGACCCCCACCUCUUAGUAACCCCGGCAACAACAAUGGCACUUCGGCCCCUGGCUGUAGCUCCUCACUUCCUAGAGAUGGGCAUUCUGAUUCGUCCACAGGUCCACCUCCCCCACCUGUUAUCAAGGAGGAACCAAUAGAGGAGAGGGAGGAGAGUGAAAGCCCACCUCCUGUUUUGAGAAGCCCCUCCCCUGAGCCUAAGCCGGUGGACAUUCCGAUCCACGCCAGCCAAUCAGCACGGUUCCACAGGGUUCUAGAUCGGGGCAGUGGAAACUCCUGCGCCCGCAGCGACGUUCUCUUCGUCCCCCUGGACGGCUCCAAACUGUGGAAGAAGAGGAACGAGGUGAUCGAGAGAGCCCGGAGAGAGGUGGAGCAGAGGGCCAGAGACCUGAGGGAGAAAGAGCGGGAACGAGAGAGGGAGAGAGAGAGGGAGCGGGACCUGGAGAGGCAUCUACAACAACAGAAGGACAAUAACAAUGCAAAUAUACAACGCCAGGGAUCCUCUCUCUUCUUCCCCUCCUCCUCCUCCAUCCUCCUCGACCCUAACUCCUCUUCUAACCCUGGGUCUCACCCUCAACCUCACCCCCAGCAGCACCACUCCCACCCUCACCCCCACGCUCACCUCCACCCCUCCCACCUCCACCCCUCCCUCUCUCAACACAUCCCACACUCCCUCCUCAUGCAAUCAAUGGGGGGGUUCAACGGUGGUUGGCCCACAGGGGGCUCUGGGGAUCGGUUCCAGAACCAUGCCCUGGCCCACCCACAUCACAUGCCUGCUGAUGCAGCCACAGCGGCAGCCAUCUUGGGUUUCCUCUAUGGGGGCAGUAUGGAGGGAGGGCCAGGGGGGCAUGGAGGAGGACAUGGGGGGAUGGGGGGUGCAGGGUUAGGGGGGAUGGGGUUUCCCCAUGCAGUGGCAGCCCACCGUGAGCGCAUGAAGCCGGGGUUUGAGUUUAAGAGUGAGGACAGGGUGUACCAGCCGGGCUCCUUGGGAGAUCCUACGGCUCUCGCCCUCGCCCACUCCCACUCGCAUGCCCACGCACACGCUCAUGCACAUGCUCACUCCCUACUGCUGGGGGGAGGGGGUGGAGAACCCUCCUCCCGCCCCUCAGUCCCUCUCCAACCCUCCCUCCUUCUCCCUGCUUCCUCCCUCGCUCCCCUCUCACCCUGCACCUGCAUCAGCCCCUCCACCCCCGGCCCCCGCAGCUGCACCUCUGCCCGCUCCUCCUCCACCCUCCUCCAACCCUGUUUCAUCCCUCCAUCACCCCGCUCCGCACUCCUUUCCCAGCUCCCUCCCCCAUCUCAACCCCCACCUGCCCCCGCCCCGGUGACCGCCCCUUCCGAGACCUACCCCCCUCCCACUCGCUCCCCCACCACCUCUGAGAGAGAAAGGAGUGGAGAGAGGGAGAGAGAAAGAGAGCGAGACAGAGCGGGGCUUCCAGCCGGUGGAGAGAGGGGACGAGAGAGGGAGAGGGAGCGAGAGAGAGAAAGAGAAAGAGGGGGAAGCAAUGGAAGUGGAGGAAGUGGUGGAAGUGGCGGAGGAGGAACAGGAGGAGGAGAGAUUCCGGGGCGUCUUCAGAUGUUGAACGUCACGCCUCAUCAUCACCAGCACUCACACAUCCACUCCCACCUGCACCUGCACCAGCAAGACACAGCGGCGGGCGGGGUGCACCCCCUGAUGGACCCGUUGGCGUCGGGGUCUCCCCUGGCCCGCCUGCCCUACCCAGGGGCAACGCUGGGCACCCCCAUCCUGGCACACCCCCUCACUGAAAGCGAGGUGCUACGACAACAGCUCUUCGGCGCUCCGUUCCGUGAGCUGCCCCAGCCCUCCUCUCUGACAGGUUCCAUGUCAGCGGCCCACCAGCUCCAGGCCAUGCAGCAGGCCCAGAGCGCAGAGCUGCAGAUCCAGAGACUGGCCCUGGAACAGCAGUGGAUCCACCACCACCACUCCCUCACCCAGGACGAGUACUACAGCCACUUAAAGAAGGAAAGCGACAAGACCCUGUAAGGGAGGAAAAGAGAGGGGGAACAAGCCCACGGAUGACAAACCCACAGGAGGAAGAAAGGAGAGAAAUAUCUGCAAAGGAAGAAGAAAACAACAAAACAGAAGCACUAAAACAAUGAAGGAAGAGUCAAAUGAAACCAUAGACUGGACACACAUCAUACCAUAGGAACCUGAGGAGAAAUGAACUGAUUGAGAAACCAGAUGAAAAAAGGGAGAGAUGGAUGAGAGGAGUGAAAACGUUGCUCACAGUCUGUGUUGUCUGUACUAUACCAUAGCCCCAGACUCUGGGCGCAUCACAGCGUAUGUUGUUCGACUCCAGUCAGUUUUGUAUUGUGCCCUGUACAGUAUACUAGGUGGGAGCAGCAAUAUAAUACAGUACAGUCUGGUGUAAAUGACCUUAUGCCAGGAAGAAUGUGUACAUGAGGCUCUCUUUUAUGUCAUUGCAUGUAGCUAGGCGCUUAUUGUGAACUGGUUGAACUCCUGGUUCUAUUUUUAGUAAUCACCCUCUCUUUCCUAACGGAUGGGUGGUGUGUGAGUAUGCAUGAGAUCAGCGAUUAAGAAGUGUCAUAUUAUGUUAACGAUUAAUAGUAUUGUUAUUAUUAUUCAUGUCUGUUUGUUGAUAAUUCUAUAUACAUAUUAUUUGUAUUGUUAUUUUAUUACAUUUUCAUGGUAUGGCGGUUUCUUUAGUUUUUUAUUGUGAAACGAGAUGCAAAUGAAGGAAAUAGACGGAAGAUAAACGACAUCAUUUUUGGGGGAAAAUA